Messenger RNA from Cooperia oncophora, 264 nucleotides. The record is from the annotation of a GenBank genome assembly. Lineage: Eukaryota; Metazoa; Nematoda; Chromadorea; Rhabditida; Trichostrongylidae.
AUGUCGCUUCCACAUCAUUCAUUCUUCUUCGUGAUCGUGUCCUUUUCAGGAAGGCGAAUGACCUCGCCGAUUGCGAGGAGUGUUUGGGUUAAUCUAUACAAGCAGUUAGAGCGAGAAGCAGCAAAGUUCCCGCAGUACAACUAUCGUGAAUUCGCGAAACGUCGAAUUCGUGAACACUUUGAGGCGAACCGUGGUGUAACCGAUCCUGUACGUCAGGAACAGCUCCUCAAAGUAAGUUUAUUUGUGUCGCACCUUUCUUCCUGA